AUAUUAAAUACACCAAACCCCUGUUUUCUCAUUAACUCACACCUAAAUACUUUCCUCUCUCUCUUCCUCUCUGUCUCUAAGUUUGUACGGACACUCCAUUCUUUCUCAUCAGUUUCAACAAAAAUGAAGCAAAAGAUAGUGAUUCAAGUGUCCAUGAAAAGGGGGCCCAAGUACCGCAGCAAAGCCUUGAAGAUUGCAGCAUCUGUCAAAGGGAGCAUUGAGACAAUUAGCUUGGUAGGAGACCAUAAAGAUAAAGUGGAGGUAGUUGGAGAUUUAGAUCCCAUAGAACUCACUGAAUUGCUAAGGAAGGGUUUCGGUUCCGCACAGUUGGAGUCAGUGAGCGCAGUUGAAGAUAAAGAGAAAAAGAAAGAUAAAGACGAUGGCAUAACAUGGACAUGCUCGUGGGGAGUGCCUCAUCAUUCAUCUUAUUGCUAUUGCUACAACCUUCGCCCCUACCCUUCCCAUUCCAUAUGGUGAUUUAUGCUUCCCACCACCAAAACUAUUGAUAAUAUAUUUAUAAUUAUAACAAAAUUUUAGAAUAUAUCAAGAAUAGAUACUCGUUGAAGUGUCUGUACGUGUAGCAUAUCGAUUUUUCUAGUAAAUUUUAUUAAGUUGAAAAGUAUCUUAUUAAGUUAUCGAGUUUCACUUCUAUUUAAUUUGUAUAUAGAUACUACAAAUUGGAAUAAGAUUUUAAUGCAUCUACCUCAAAUUGCUGUUUAUUAUAUGUGAAAGUGAAAGACAAAGACCUGUACUGGUUGUUAGUCA
Messenger RNA from Cucumis sativus (cucumber), 765 nucleotides. RefSeq lists its product as uncharacterized. The transcript is spliced from 3 exons. Lineage: Eukaryota; Viridiplantae; Streptophyta; Magnoliopsida; Cucurbitales; Cucurbitaceae. The coding region runs from base 124 to 477 and encodes 117 amino acids. The record is from RefSeq and is a predicted model, not a curated record.